Sungouiella intermedia is the source of this 777-nucleotide messenger RNA. The record is from the annotation of a GenBank genome assembly. Lineage: Eukaryota; Fungi; Ascomycota; Pichiomycetes; Serinales; Metschnikowiaceae.
AUGGCCAAUGUGCAUAGCAUGUUUAGCAGAACAAAACAAAAAAAUGGUUUUAAUCAGUGGUUAAUACAUGUAGAGUUUAUUUGUUCUCAUCAAAAAUGUAGAGAGAAUGCCUUAGCCUUCUCACUACUAGAAAUAGCACCCAAUCGUUAUCAUCGCCACACCCGUACACCACAUCACAAGAUUUUACAAAUCGUGGACUGCCCCACUAUUACGCCAUCAGUUCUAAUGCAGCUCAAAAUCAAACAGCUCCAGAAACAGAAACAGGAACAAAAGCUGGCAGGGGCCACUUCCACAACACACACUAAGGUGAGUGCAGCUCACAUUAGACUACAAAAGGACAUUACAGAGCUCGAGUUGCCACAAACAAUCAAGAUCGAUUUCCCCAACCCUGCCAACUUGUUCCAGUUCAAUAUCGCCAUCCGGCCAUCGGAGGGCUACUACAAGUCAGGAACAUUCCGUUUUACAGUGGACAUUGGUGAGAACUUCCCUAUUGAUCCACCACGUAUCAAAUGCACCCAGAAAAUUUACCAUCCAAAUAUAGAUUUGGAGGGCAAUGUGUGUCUCAAUAUCUUGCGGGAGGAUUGGUCUCCUGUUUUGUCGCUCAACUCUGUGUUGCUUGGAUUGAACUUUCUUUUCUUGGAGCCCAACCCCAAUGAUCCUUUGAACAAAGAUGCUGCCAAUAUGCUCGUGAAGAACAAUCCUGUAUUCACACGUAAUGUCCGUCUGGCCAUGAAGGGACUAUAUUUUGACGGAGAGCAGUACGAUCGUGUUGUGUAA